This is a messenger RNA of Schizosaccharomyces osmophilus, 786 nucleotides long. RefSeq names its product mitochondrial Mam33 family protein. Lineage: Eukaryota; Fungi; Ascomycota; Schizosaccharomycetes; Schizosaccharomycetales; Schizosaccharomycetaceae. The record is from RefSeq and is a predicted model, not a curated record. The transcript has 3 exons. The coding region runs from base 1 to 786 and encodes 261 amino acids. Gene Ontology annotation, biological process: cytosolic ribosome assembly. Gene Ontology annotation, cellular component: mitochondrial matrix.
AUGCUUAGACAGACGUUAUUGACAGCUCGUGCACAAGUAUUUAAACAUGGAUUGUCAGUAGCAAAUAGAGGAUUUUCUUACUUAACGCUGCUAAGGCCAAAGCGAAGGUUUACUAGUGGUAUUUUGAUGGAACAACUUGCUUUGAAGUUGGAUUCGGAAUUAGGAUUUGUGAACCAGGUUUUACGAGAAACAACACCAAAUAAAGAAUAUGAAAAUGCUUUACGCUCGUUUACCAUUCACGAGAAUCCUCUGCUAAAUUACAUUGCGGCUACCAAGGAACUGGAAAAUGAAAGAAUACGAAUUACAGUUCCUGUUUACAGUGCGAGGGCUUCUUAUACGGACAGAAAUAUUGUGAAGCAAAACGACGAAGGAGAAGAAAAAAAUGGCGAAUCGGAUGAAUUAAGCUACUUUCAGCAGUCUAUACCUACUUAUGUACAGAUAACCAAUAAUGAGGGAACUUUGAUUUGUUCACUAAUUUUAAAUAAGGACGAGAUUCUCUUUGACAGUCUUUUGUAUGAUCAGAAUAAGGACUCGUCCGUCGCUUCUACCGAUCUUGCCCAAGCGUUGAGAAAGAGUUCCAAGUAUCGUGGACGUAAGGCAAACAAACUUCCUGAUCUAUUAAAAUCUUCUCUUCUAGCAUAUCUGGAAGAAAAUGAAAUUACAGCGCAAGUCAUAAGGGCGUUGAUUUCAAGAAUCUGGCGUAAGGAAAAUCUGUCAUACAAAUCAUGGCUAGAAAAUAUUUUACGCUACGUUUUAUUUCAAGAUCCUUCUAAGUCAGCAAGUUAG